AUCUGUAAAGAAAUCAAUACAGCGUUUACGCUAAUGCUAUUAUAGCGGUAUUACGUUAAACAAACAGAGUAUGAUAAACUUAAUAGUCCAUGUUACUUAUAUAUAAAAUAGUAAAAUGAAGGGCGUUGUUGGAUUUUUUGUGUGUUUUGUCUUUACUUGGAUUCCAAUUCACUCCUCCCGAGUUCUGGAACUAACAGACCGGUUUCCAGAAAUCCGUAAAGAAACCGGAUUAUGGUUAGUGCAUUUUUACGCCCCCUGGUGUGGACACUGCAAAAAACUGGAGCCAAUAUGGAUGCACGUGGCACAAGCCCUAGCCAAAACUAACAUUAAAGUUGGAAAAUUGGACGCGAUUAGGUUCCCUAAUGUUGCUCAAGAGUUUAAAACUUAUGGGACACCUACUAUCAAAUUCAUUAAAUCUGAUGAAGAUCAUACAUAUACUGGAGAACGUACUAAAGAAGCUAUAGUAGAUUACGCCAUGCGAAUGGCAGGCCCUCCAGUGCAAGAAGUAAGACAACCAGACAGUGUGAACAGACUAAAAAGCCAAAAUCAGUUGUUUUUUAUGUUUGUUGGCCAAAGAGAAGGUCAGCUUUGGGAUACCUAUUACUUCAUAGCCAAAACGCUACAACCUCAUUCCUUUUUUUAUUCCAUAAGUAAAGAAAUUCAUAAGGGAGAGUUUCCCAACUCUACAAAUUCUGCGAUUUAUGUUCAUAAAGAUGGAGAAACCUAUUGGUUUGAAGGCUCCAUAGAUAACUUCGUAGAGGACUACUUAAUGAGCGAAUUGUACAAGUGGAUAAACGUAGAACGAUUCAGUACAUUUCCAAGAAUCUCGGCGGAAAACAUCAAAGAGGUGAUGCAAACCGAAAAAUAUUUGGUUCUAGCCAUUGUGGACGAAAACAAAGUAAAUCACAUCCCUCCUGAUAUGAUUGAGUUCAGAAACAAAGUUGAGACGUUAAUACGUAAGAAACGCCAUUUAUACCAUAAACAUUUCCAAUUUGGUUGGAUGGGUAAUGCAGAUUUGGCUAACAGCAUCCUGAUGGAUCGCUUGGAGUUGCCGUAUUUACUGGUGCUAAACUCAACUACUUACCAUCAUCAUAUUCCCGAAGACGAUCCGGCUAUCAUGACUUUAGAUGCCAUCGAGGAUUUUCUACAAUCUAUUAUUAACAGAACAGCACCACCAUAUGGAGGAAAUAGUGUUCACAUAAACGUAGUCAGAAAAUUCUUUGACCUAAGAAGAAAUUUGGAGGAUAUGUGGAAAGGAAAUCCAAUACUUUUAAUGGUGCUGUUCACUUUGCCAUCAUUGUUCUUCCUACUUAUUUUAUGGGCCUGUUGUUGUUCUGAUAUUAUGGAUGCUGAUGAGAAUGAGGAAGAAGAAGAAUUACUUCAUGAGAAGAAGGAAUAAAAAAAAUACCAGCUUCUAAAGUUUAUGUAAAUACAUUAUUAAUAAACCGUCUUAAAAAAAAA
Messenger RNA from Anthonomus grandis grandis, 1461 nucleotides. RefSeq names its product protein disulfide-isomerase TMX3 (gene Tmx3). The coding region runs from base 116 to 1399 and encodes 427 amino acids. The transcript has 8 exons. Gene Ontology annotation, biological process: peptidyl-cysteine oxidation. Gene Ontology annotation, cellular component: endoplasmic reticulum. The record is from RefSeq and is a predicted model, not a curated record. Gene Ontology annotation, molecular function: protein disulfide isomerase activity. Lineage: Eukaryota; Metazoa; Arthropoda; Insecta; Coleoptera; Curculionidae.